Molecule: messenger RNA, 2183 nt
Organism: Rana temporaria (common frog)
Lineage: Eukaryota; Metazoa; Chordata; Amphibia; Anura; Ranidae
Gene: DOK2
Product: docking protein 2
Exons: 5
Coding region: 511-1794 (427 amino acids)
Biological process (GO): positive regulation of MAPK cascade; cell surface receptor protein tyrosine kinase signaling pathway
Cellular component (GO): cytoplasm
Source: RefSeq, a predicted model, not a curated record
UGGUGAGUUUCACAGCGGAAGCGUGUUGAAGAUAGGGAGGAACUGAGAACUGCAAGACAGAGGGAGAACGAACAAAAAUAUUGAAGGGUAGAGGAAAGCUACAAAUGACAGAAUGCAACACAGGAGACUGCAAAGAGAGACAUAGAAAUAGACAGACCCUGUAAGACUGAAAGUAUCCAGGAUCUAUCAUAGAGAGUGACAGAAGAGCAGAAUGAAGAGUCCAUAAAAGGCUCAGACAGAUGUUGAAGGGGAAGUUGAUGGCAGGGUGACGAGAGUAUUUCUGCGCAUUACAAAGCUGUUUUUUUUUUUAAAGAGAGAUGAAGGGUGAGGACGGUGUUUGGAUCUGAGGAAGUUAACUUUUGCUUUAAUGCAGAAGAAAGCGUUCAUGGUUCAGAGAUUGCAGAGAGUGUUUUUUAGGGAUAGUGCACGGUGUGCGGCCACCAGUACUAUAGAAGACUGAGUGCAGUAUAGGGGGACCGCGCCAUACGUGGGCAGACCCAGGGCAAGGCGAUGGAAGGGGGAUUAGUAAAACAGGGCUCUCUGUAUCUUCAACAUCAACAACGCUUUGGAAAGAAGUGGAAGAAGGUAUGGGGAGUUUUGUAUGGAACUACACCCACAGGAUUGGCCCGCUUAGAACUGUACGAGGGUUUUCAGCCCCCCGAGAUUUGCCGCAAACAAGAGUGCUGGAAGUUACUUCAGCUCAGCGAAUGUGUGAGCUUAUCAGAGCGCUCUAAUGAGAGCAGCCCAAAGGACACCCGGGUCUUUAGCAUCGAGACCACCCAGAGGGUAUAUCUUAUUGCCAGUGAGGCCUCCGAACAGCCAAAUUGGGUGAAGGCACUCUGCAGCUUGGCAUUUCCUCAGGAACGACGGAUUCUUGAGAGAUCAGGCAGUCAGCCCUUGCCUUCAGAAGGACUACAGCUGCAGGAAAACUCCCUUUACAGCACAAGCCACGAGGCCACACCAGGUCAGUUUGCAGUGCGGGUGAGACAGACGGAAGCUUCGGUACGGUGUGGUCUGUCCGGUGUGUACACACUUGUAGCAGAAAGCAAAUGCCUGUUGCUGCGAGAUCGUCAGGGGGGCAGUCUGCUUUUCAGCUGGCCUUAUCCAUAUCUAAGAAGAUUUGGGAGAGACAAGACUAUGUUUUCAUUUGAAGCUGGUCGUCGUUGUACUUCAGGAGAGGGAAACUUUGAAUUUGAGACAUCCUUUGGAUGUCAGAUCUUCCAGGCCAUUGAAUGUGCUAUUAAAGCUGGUCACAAUGAGGCCUCCUCACCAACUGGCCAUGAAUACCAUGAGGAUCUGUCCGCUGGGCCAAGGCAACCUGUGCGUUCUGUUUCUUUGACUAUGCCUGCUUCAAUCCAACCCCUGUGUCUUCAGAACAAGGUGACCACUAACCCUACAAUUCCAGAGAGUGAGUACGCUAUUCCUUUUGAUAAAGUGGCUCAAAACCUCUUAGCUACAGGAUUUGGUGGUCUUCUUGGUCCAUCAGCACAGAAGAAGCCGAGAAAGCCUCAGAAGCUUGAGCAUAUCUAUGAUGAUCCAGAAGCCCCUAUUAAUCCAGUGUAUGAUGAGCCAGAGGGCAUUAGAGUGGAUGCCUGGAAAAUUCAAGGUACCGAUCCUCAUGAAAUGGGCUAUGAGUUUCCCUAUUUACCAGGAUGGGAUGAUUAUGCUGUGCCCAGAAGUGGAGGAAAAAUGCAAGGUGGAAGAGGUCAGGACGAUGAAGAUGAGUGGGGAACCCAGGAAAGUGGUGAAAGGGAUUAUGACAACAUUACAUUACGUGGAGUUCUGGACAACUAAAGAGGAAAGACUUUUUUUUCCUGCUACAGAAUGUUCCAGUCUCAUGUAUGGAAUAUCUCAUUAUUGACUGAACAAAGACUGCUGGUCGCUGACUCUGCUAAUAGAACAAUGAUACAAAGGCACUUAAAGUGCAUCUUAACCAAAGAGCACACAUGUAAUAUAUUGUAUUGCACCAGUCCUUAGAUGUAGUUGCUGUAAUAAUUUUCCUUUCCUUUUUUUUUUGUUUAUUUUCAGCUGGUGUUCCUGCCAGUAACACACUUCCUGUCCGAGUGACAACGCUCUCUCACUCUAUUGAAUGUAUGAAGGAACAGCAGAGGACAGAAAUAGCCAGAUUCAGAGAGAGUUACGCCGGCGUAUCAGUAGAUACGCCGUCUUAACUCUGAAUCUGC